AUGUGCAUUGAAGAAAAUCAGGCAUGCCAAUGAAUAGGUGCGUAUAAACUCUAUUUCUUGCUUUUUUUUUUACUAAACAUGUUGUUGAAUUUAUAUUUUUGUAAGCACAAAGAAGUGUUUGGUAUAUGAGAUAAUAAUAAUAAUAAUUACGAAAUAAAAUUUAAGAUUAGCUUUAUUUCACAUCUAAUAUGAUGUAUUAUCUAAUUUAAAAAUAUUUGUUAUCGCAUAAUAAAGGGUAGGAUGCAAUAAUUCUACGAAUAUUCUUGCUUAUCUAAAAAUUUAUUGGGGAUAACUAGGGAAUCAUUAGUUACUAAUUUGAACUUGUUGGAAGUCUGUUGUUGUAAAUGUAUGCAAUGUGUUUGCUAAAAUGCCUAAAUGAGUUUUAGAACAAGAAAACAUUUUUUUUUGUUAUUAGUUUCUUUGCUUCAUAGUGAACAAGGUAUUCGUAGAUUGGGUUAGUUACCAAUUUUCUUCUUCUUUGUAUUUGGAUUUACUGCAUUUGAGCCGAAGGUCUUUCUGAAACAGUCUCUAUCCCUCCACGAGUGCCAGGUCGAGUCAGCUACAUUAGCGAAAAUGUGUAGACAAUACCAGCCAACUUUCACUACAAGAACUUGUAUGACACUUGCAGUUAGGAUAUACAGUGACAGGUCGAGUUAGCAACAUUUGCAAGGAUGUGUAGACAAAUCAGCCAACUUUUGUCACAAGAACUUGUACUACACUUGCAGUUAGGAUACACUUGUACGAUUAAUCAGUAUCAGCCAAAACGAAGAUAAUUAAGGAUCAGAAAUUGGUUAAUAGCUACGUCAUAUGAGAUUCCAAGCUGGUUUGAAAGGACGGAUCAUGUAUUGGGAAGUCAUUGGACUUGUAUGGAAAGAAUGAUAUGUCAUUUUUAACAUUCUAGAUGAUUCUAAAAGCAGUUAGCGAAACUCAUUCUCCCCUGACGCACUUAAUGCAAAAGUGCAGAACUCUCAACCAUCUAAAAGAGCUCCAUUGCCAACUCCUCAAACUUUACCUCCCAGAAACUCCGUCAGCCAUUGCUCCACUUCUUUCAUUUGCCGUCAAUUCUAGGAUUCCUUCUUUCUUCAACUAUUCGCGUAUUGUGUUUCAAAAUCUUGGCUACCAAAGUACCUUUUUGUACAAUACCAUGAUCAGAGGAUACAUGCAAUCAGAAAUGCCGAUACCAGCAAUUAUAUGCUACAAAGACAUGCUGAGAGAUAAACUUAUUGUGAAUAAUUAUACCAUUCCACCAUUGAUAAAGGCUUGUUCAAUGGUUUCAAAUGAGUUUAGCCUACUUGGGUUUUCAGUCCAUGCCCAUUCACUGAAGUUGGGAUUACAAUAUGACCGGUUUAUUGUUGCAUCAUUGAUUGAAUUUUAUUCCCUACAUCUCGAGAUGGACAGAGCGCGUAUUUUGUUUGAUGAAAUUCCCGACAGGGAUGUGGUUUUGUUUACUACCAUGAUUGAUGGAUACGGGAAAAUAGGGGAUGUGGGAAAGGCCAGAUUGUUGUUUGAAGAUAUGCCGGAGAGGAAUGUGAUUUCUUGGAGUGCAAUGAUGGCAGCAUAUUCACGGGCUAGUGAUUUUAAGGAGGUUCUUUGCUUGUAUCGGAGGAUGGAAGAAGAUGGUCUUAAGCCCAAUGAGUCUAUUCUUGUAAGUGUCCUCACCGCUUGUGCUCAUCUAGGUGCCUUAGCACAAGGCUUUUGGGUACAUUCAUUGGCUAAGCAUUAUAGUUAUGAGUCGAACCCAAUAUUGGCUACUGCAUUGGUUGACAUGUACUCUAAAUGUGGGAGAAUAGAGUUGGCUUCAUCAGUCUUUGAAGAGAUGAAUUAUAAGGAUACUGGAGCAUGGAAUGCCAUCAUAUCAGGCUUUGCAAUGAAUGGAGAUGCAAUGAAAUCAUUUCAAUUGUUCUAUAGGAUGUUAGCAAGUGGGAAUCAACCAAAUGAAACCACAUUUGUUGCUGUGCUCUCUGCUUGCACUCAUGCAAAUUUGGUUGAAAAAGGUCUUUCACUGUUUGAAAGAAUGAGCAGUGUUUAUGGGGUUGAACCCAGGUUUGAGCAUCGUGCAUGUGUGGUAGACCUGUUAGCCAGAGCUGGUAAGCUCGAGGAUGCAGAGAAGUUCAUUAUUGAGAACAUGGGAGGGAUAGAGAAAGGGGAUGCUAAUGUAUGGGGAGCUUUACUUGGUGCUUGUAGGGUCUACGGUGAUCUUAAAGUAGGUGAUAGAAUAUGGAGAAAAUUGUCUAACAUGAAGGUAGCUGACUAUGGUACUUACGUACUUGCAUACAACAUGUACAAGGAAGCUGGUUGGGAAAUGGAAGCCAACUGUGUUAGGAAAUUGAUCGAGCAGAUGAGGAUAAAGAAGCAGCCUGGAUGUAGCAUCGUGGAGGUGAAUGGGGUGGUUAAAGAAUUUCUCGCGAGUGAUCUUUUACAUCCCAAGUCACGAAUAGUCCACGACGUGCUUGAAUCCUUACCUAAUGUAAUGCAUCUUAUUGAUUGAGCAUGAUGUCGUAUGAUCAGAUUAUGGACAAAAGUAUUGCAGUUCUCUUUGUUUUUAUGUAUUCUGAAGCUAGAAUUGCUCCAUGUUAUGCAAAAUGGCCAGUGGAUAUUGGUAAUGAGAUCAAGAAUGGUUCUUAUGCAGAGCUAUUUGGUUCCCAAGAUUGCUCCAACUCCAUGAAUUAAGGGGUCGUUUGGUAGCUGAUUUGGAGGUGAGGUAUGCAUGUAUUAAAUUUUGUAGAAGUAAUACUACAUUCGGUAGUUGGUUAGGAGGUGAAUUAGUCAUGUAUAAAAUUAAUACGGCGUUUGGUUUGAAAUUUAGAAAGCCACAUGACUAAUACAUGUUUAAGUUGUAAGGGUAUAUCUAUGUGUUAUUUUAUGCGGAAUAAGAAGUAAAAUAACUAAACUCCGCAUGAAAUAUUAUAUAGAUUCAUUACUUAUACUUGAUUAAUUGUAACCAACUCUCAAAUGACACCUGUUCUGUCAUUUACUUUCUUACAACUUAUGCCCAUUAAUACCAACCUUGUACCAUUGUCUCUGUGAUGUGACUUGAGUGGUCCUAGUAUCCAAUAGAGAAAAUUCAAAAAUGGCUCAUUAUGUUUGGGAUAGGCUUAGAAUAAUCCCUGAAAUAUACUUCCUCAACAGUUUUGGGAGUUUUUAAGUUUGUCAUAAGUGAGCAUUGGCUGUUAGAUUUAAUUAGAAAUUGUUGAAAAGAAAGAAUUAACAGGAACUCACAUUAUUUUUCAGUUUCUGCUCGUUUUUUUUUUAUUUCUUAAUGUCUUUGGGUGGCUUGAAGAUCUGUCUACCUCCUAAAGUUGGGUUACAUACCCUUCCCAGACCCCACUUGUGAGAUUACACCGUUGUUGUUUGCUGAGCGACUGGAAGACAAAGUCAACACAGAACACCAAGUUUACAUAUUAGCCUCAUGUUUCAUUUGACUGAAACCUCUAUCCAGAUUCCAGUCCUAGAUCCCAUAUGAUCAGUUUGUUUAUCUAGAUAUCCAGGACACUUGAAAUGGCUGAGGCUGCCAUAGUCAAAGCGAUAUCAAAAAUCUCAGAACAAGCGUUUUUCCUAUAUGGAGUGAAUGAAUAAGUAAGAGAACUUGUUACAGAGCUGGGACGUAUGCGGGCAUUCUUGAAAGACGUUGAUACAAGAAAACAGAAAGGAGAAAGAGUAAAAAAUUGUGCUGAUGAAAUUCGAGACCUUGCACAAGAUGCAGAGGGCGUAGUUGAGAAGUUUGCCGCUGAGGUAAUGAAGAGAUCAAACGGGGAAGACACUGUUUAUUGUUUCUGUACAAUGUUAGCUAAUGUUGUGAAAGAGGUUAUUCCAAGGUACAAAAUAGGGUGGGAUAUAGGAAAGAUCAACAAGAGAGUUAAAAGCCUCAGAGAAAGUUUAACAACUUAUGGUAUAGUUUUGACUGAUACUAUAAAUGAAGGAGAAACAUCUUUACAGAGUGGAGAUACUGGUGUUGGUAUAAAUGAAGGAGAAACAUCUAUUAUUAGAGAAGUGAAAUUAGAGAGUGGAGCUAUUGGUGUUGAGAGAUGGGGAGGUUCUGGAGGAAGUCAUUGGAAUUAUAGGCCUAAAGGUGUAGUUAAACAGAUAGUAGUAAGGCAUGGAUUGAUUAUAGAUGCUAUAAUGUUUAAGAGCAUUGAAGAAAAUGGUGUCAUGAAGUCUUCUAAAACAUUUGGUGGUUCUGGAGGCAAAUUGACUGAGAUCAAUAUAGACAGUCCUUCAGAGUAUUUGACAGGCUUAAGUGGGACAUAUGGACUCUAUGGUCCCUAUCUUAUAAUAAAAUCCAUUAAGGUUCACACUAACCUUAGCCAUCAUGGCCCUAUGGGUUCAGUAAUUGAGACUGAUACCAACUUCUCAUUCAUUAUGCAAGGUGGGGUUAUUGUUGGAUUCCAUGGAUUUUCAGGCUUAUUUCUUGAUGCCAUUGGUGUGUAUGUUAUGCCAACAAGCAUAAAUUUACCUUCUUAGUAGGCACACUAUCUCAUCAACAUAUAUAUAUAUAUAUAUAUAUAUAUAUAUAUAUAUAUAUAUAUAUAUAUAUUUGAGAUAGCUUAUGUUGAUAAGCUUUUAAGUAUUUUGAUCAAUAUCAUCUUGUUUGGAUGGUAAUUGUUAUUCGUUGUAUUGUAUCGUUUAGUUUAAAUGUCAUGUUUAUAUUUUG
Molecule: messenger RNA, 4651 nt
Organism: Solanum lycopersicum (tomato)
Lineage: Eukaryota; Viridiplantae; Streptophyta; Magnoliopsida; Solanales; Solanaceae
Product: pentatricopeptide repeat-containing protein At5g66520-like
Biological process (GO): RNA modification
Cellular component (GO): intracellular membrane-bounded organelle
Molecular function (GO): protein binding; RNA binding
Source: RefSeq, a predicted model, not a curated record